AAUGUCCCUACACCACCCACACAAACUCCUAUAGGCUAUAACCCAAUCAUCAACGACCCCAAAGCUGAACUCUUCCUACUCACUAGCAUCCCUACCUUUUACAUGAGAAACCAUUAGCCAUUCAUCUUCUUCCUCAGAACUAUGGCAGUCUCAUCACUCUCAUUGAGUUGGGUAUCCUCCACCAAUUAUAACAAGCUUAAUUUGCCUCAUUACAAUGAGUUCCCACGUGCUACUACUGCUUCUCUUUUUUUGUGUAACAACAUCACAUGCUCAGCUGAUUCUGCUUCUAAUGAAGAGGGCCAUUGCAGAAGAAGGCAGCUAAUAUUAGGAGUUGGAGCAUUAACUACGAGUCUUCUUAAUGCAAGUUCGCUUUUUGCUGAAGAGAUACCACAAAACUACAAAGCUUUUGUUGACUUUUCAGAUGGGUAUUCUUAUUAUUACCCCUCGGAUUGGAGGGAUUUCGACUUUAGGGCACAUGACUCUGCUUUUAAGGACAGAUUUCUGCAGCUGCAAAAUGUUAGGGUAAGAUUUCUACCAACAGAAAAGGAAGACAUCCAUGAUCUUGGUCCACUGGAAGAGGUUGUUUCAAAUGUGGUUAGGAAGAAAUAUGCUGCACCCAAUCAAAUAGCUGAAAUAUUUGACAUGCAGGAGAGAAGUAUAGAUGGGAAGAAUUAUUACACCUUUGAGUAUCAGCUUACUUCACCAAACUUCUCUACCAUUUCGUUUUCAACCAUUGCGAUUGGAAACGUGGCCAGUUUGCAUCUAAGAUGGUGAACUCCAGAAGUCCAUUGCAUCAACUGAAUAUGGUGUUGAAAAUCCAUUGCAUUUCAACCACUGCCAGUGCCAGUAAGACGUACAAAAAUCCUAUAUUCGCCAAACGGUGCAUGGCUUUAUAAGGAAUAAUGGAGAGAAAAUAACGAGUCAUUUUUAUGUUUUAUUUAAUAUAUACUUGCUCAACAAGCAAGAGUUAAAAAAUGAAUGACAUUAUCAAUGGAAUAGUGGCUUUUUUACUAGGCUGUCCUAAUAUGUUAAGUUGCAUGUAACUAUC
Ziziphus jujuba (common jujube) is the source of this 1048-nucleotide messenger RNA. RefSeq names its product photosynthetic NDH subunit of lumenal location 1, chloroplastic. Bases 142 to 774 code for a protein of 210 amino acids. Gene Ontology annotation, cellular component: photosystem II oxygen evolving complex; extrinsic component of membrane; photosystem II. Lineage: Eukaryota; Viridiplantae; Streptophyta; Magnoliopsida; Rosales; Rhamnaceae. Gene Ontology annotation, molecular function: calcium ion binding. The record is from RefSeq and is a predicted model, not a curated record. The transcript is spliced from 8 exons. Gene Ontology annotation, biological process: photosynthesis.